UUUCAAGUUCCCAAUUGUGGAGAAGCGAGAGUGGACGGAGGGAGAUGGCCAAUACAACCAUGCGGCAACGGAGGGAGUACGCCCGGGAUGCAAAUUUGAGUAUAGAUAUAUCUCCACGUAACACGUAAAUACCUUCAUAUCGCCCCUUUCCCCCAAGCUCUCUGUCUCAUCUGCUGUACCUUCCUCUAUCACCUUUGCCAACCCAAUCCGUGACAAUGUUCCGCCAAUUCGGUCUCCUCGCCCUUGCUCUCCUGCCCUUCUCCUUCGCCCAAGUCUCUGAUGACUUCGAAAGCGGAUUAGACACCGCAGCAUGGCCUACAUACGCGAACGACUGUAACCAGGGCGGUAAAGUCACCCUAGACAGCUCUACCGCUCACAGCGGAAAGAACUCGGUGAGGGUUGACGGUGCUGGUGGCUACUGUGGACACAUCUUCUUCGGCACGACGAAAGUCCCCAGCGGAGAUGUUUACGUGAGGACUUGGCUCAAAGCCUCAAAGGCCCUGACCGACUCUCACGUCUCCUUUAUCACCAUGCCUGACUCCUCCCAAGGCGCCAAGAAGCACCUCCGAAUCGGUGGUCAGAGCAAGAUUCUCAUGUAUAACCGCGAAUCCGACGACGCUACCCUGCCUGAUCUCUCUCCUCAGGGUAUCGCCGCUUCCGCCGCCCUUCCUACCAGUGGCUGGCAGUGCUUCGAGUACCACGUAGGAACGGACGGCACCAUCGAGACCUGGCUGAACGGCAAAGCUAUCGAUGGCCUUACUGUUAAAGCUGGCAGCAACAACGCCAACGCAGGCCAGUGGCAGAGAGGUACCGCCAAACCUAAAAUUACCGGUGUCUACUUUGGCUGGGAGUCUUACGGCGGCGACACUAACACCUUCUGGUAUGACGAUGUUGCCAUUAGCUCGACUCGUGUUGGUUGCGAUGCGUGAUCCUGUUUUUAGCUGCUAUCACUAGCAAUAGGCAUUCUACUCCUAGGAUGGUAAAUACCAGGUACCUAGAGGCUAGAGUGCAGUGUCAACGAAUAAAAAUCUAUGAAUUAAAACAUAUUGCUUAGCGGACUUUGUCGGCCCUAUAUACUUGUAUGGAAAUGAGACUAGAUAUUAGCCUAAAUCCACGUCAAGGUACACCAAUUAUAUUAUCGGGAAUGUAC
Daldinia caldariorum is the source of this 1150-nucleotide messenger RNA. RefSeq lists its product as uncharacterized. The transcript has 2 exons. Bases 216 to 929 code for a protein of 237 amino acids. NCBI's taxonomy places the organism in Eukaryota, Fungi, Ascomycota, Sordariomycetes, Xylariales, Hypoxylaceae. The record is from RefSeq and is a predicted model, not a curated record.